Molecule: messenger RNA, 3095 nt
Organism: Haliotis rubra (blacklip abalone)
Lineage: Eukaryota; Metazoa; Mollusca; Gastropoda; Lepetellida; Haliotidae
Exons: 11
Coding region: 701-1516 (271 amino acids)
Source: RefSeq, a predicted model, not a curated record
CUGGAAUAACUGUGUAGAUAAUGUCGAGUUGUGUAUAAUAUCCCUCGUUGGAUAAUGAAUCCGAACACGUCCUUUCGUAUAUUUCAGCGUGACUGGUUUGCCGCACUGCCACUUUCACAUCUCAACUAUAUUCUCGGAAACGAACAAAACAUGACUACAGGUGGCGCUUUUCGCGGGAAAUCGCGUCAUAUUCGAACGUGAACGAACACAUUGAGACGGAAGGGUUGAAGAGGCAGAGCGGGUUAUCAACGGUUGAAAUAAACUCACUUGAAUAUAUAGAUAUUCAAGAUGUCAACCGGAGAUUUGAAAAAUAACCUGAGGAAGCUGCAGACAGAGGUCAAGUUGAUGAAAUAUCCAGAGUCUGUUGAUAUCAAGGGGUUGACUCAAGGUGAUGCCAAGGCCUUCAUGCCGAUCCUUCAUCAUGGCUUCACAAGCUACAGCACCAAACUGGCCGAAGAUAUUGCUGCUAAGGAUAUUGUACUCUUUGCCAAGUCUGAUACAACAUUCAUAGAUUCUAUUUACAAGAUUCUGCGGGAUAUGUUCUCCUACAAACCCUUGGUAACGAAGGAACAGUUUUUCUCUACCCAGUUUGCAGAGAGGAAGAUCAUUAUGGUUACAGAAAUUCUCCAGAGAGUUCAGAAGCACUGUCGCAGCAUCAUAUUCCAGUAAAUCCUCCUCCGCCUUCAAGCUCAACUCUUCCAUGGACAACAUUGCCAGGCCCCCUUCUGGACGGAUUCGGCCCAAAUCUGCUGCAACAGGGACCACAACGACUACAGCAACCACAGCGACAAAGAAAGAUGCUGCAAAAUCGUCAGCCAGCAUGCCGCCACCCCGUGCAGUCAGUACCCACAAUGCAGCUGCCAAGAAGUCAAAUCUCAACAGAUCAGCGUCAGCAGUGUCUCAUAUAGAACUGAGCAAGUACAGAUCUUCUUCUGUCCGGUCGUCCCUUCCUGGACCAGGCAAACCCAGGGUUGUGAAGGAGGUCAUUGACCCCAACCAGUCAUGUGACGCUGUGUUUUCCUCGUAUACCCCGAGUAUUGCCCGUGUCAAACCACGUGCUGUAGAGGUGGUUAACAUGCCCAAGGUUCAAGGAAAUGAAUCACCCAUUGAAGUGGCAUCUGCUUCACCCAACACGCCCCAGUCUGAGCCUGUAGCAGCUGUCAAUGGGGAAACCAGAGAUGGGAUCAGUACCAAUGCAGCAGUUCUCUGUUUUCAAGAACUUAAUGAGAAAAUUAACAGCAUCAUGUCGAUGUUGGAAGCUGUUGACAGUCGUGUUGGCCAGAUGGAGGCUAUGUUUGAUCUACAGAAGUCUGUUCCCGUCAGCCAGGAGCCGGCGCUGGACAUGAACCGCUGGAAUACUGUGGACGCCAGACUCAAACUCCUGGAGAAUAGGAUGCUCAUCUUGGAGUCAAAGAUUCCAGAUACUGACAAGGUUAAAGAUGCAGUCGCCACCUGUCAACUCGUCACCAGUCACCCCAGUGUCUGCUGGAAAAACUGGUGCCUUUGUCACCAUUGAGUCAUUUGUGAAUGGAGUUCUGUCCUUCAUAGAAUCUAAAGUUCGUAAAAUGGCGCGAGAGGCAGAAGCUAAAAUCCGAUCCCAUUCGGCUGAGGAUGACCUGGACAGGGUGUCACCAAUCAGGAAACCAGGGAUGGUGGAGUUGCCAAGCAACAAGGGGGGUCAGGAUGAGAUGUUUACCCUGAUCCCCGACCCAGAGCCUCACAGCUCCAGCACCCCCACUAAAGGUGUGUCGGGUGUUGGCCUCAAGUAUGUGGACACACCAACACACAACCAGGCACAGAGGAUUGAACACCUGAUGCAGAGUACUGAAUCCAUGUUGAAGCCAGUCCAGACCGAGAUUCCAGCCGAGGAAGUACAACGCCAGGAUGUUGAUUAAUGAAGAACUCAAUCUCAUCCAGCCUUGAAUACAUCAGUGAAACAUUCCCAUACCAUUAAGUAUUUAUUGAUAGACAGAAGAAAUAUAUCUGACCAAAGAACCUUGUGAUAUUCCUGCAUAUCUGAGCAUUUUGAUGAAUUCAUGACUGUUUCUCCAUUACUUUAUGCCUGUUUGAAGUGACCAAAAUGGGUAUUAGAAGGUUACAAUGGCAGCUAGGCAUGAAUAAAUAUAGCAUGUGGAUGUGGACCACCACAAAAGACUGUUAAUUUGCUUCGCAUAAUUGAUAUGCAUUUAUUGUACAUACAGUUGCUCACAUCAUCGACCACUAGUUUGUUUGGUUCUAGCAAAGUAACAUUGCAGGCCAUGUUUAUGCAAACGAUAUUUGUGAAGCUAUUUCUCACCAGACACGCGCAUGUCACCCGUCUUUUGAGGCACAUCAUGGCUGUAUGGCUGUGUUCCCUACAAUGGCUUCAGGUUAAGGUUGGUGUGAGUACACGGGAAGAUCCUAAACUGGGAGUCCUCGUCCCUGGGUGUUGAUGACAUUAUGAGUCCCUUGUUUACAAAGUAGUUCAGACUGAUCACUUCAAAGUCCACAUUUCAAUCCGCUCAUCAGUACAGUGUGUGAAGCCCAUUUCUGGUCUUCCCUGCAACAUUAUGGAAUACUGUGAAAUCUGCAUAAAACCCAGCUCAAUCUCUCUGGUAGGCUGACAAUCUGCUGUGAUGAAGUUGUAAAAUUACUAAUAAUGAAUUGUGUACUAGUUACUCAUAAUCCCCAAUUAUGUGCGAUUCUCCUGCCAAAUUGACUCCUGAAGACAAAAAUCUGCAGUUUAAAAAUCCCUUGACUUGGAUUAAGGAAGUACUUUGUAAUAGCUGCCUCAUCCUUUGCUAUGAUAGCUCAGUGGUGACAGUGUUAGCCUACCACAGACUGCAGGUUUGAUCCUCAACAUGUACAUUUGCCGACCACACUGGUACCCCCACUUCCCUGUGUUGUCUAGUCAUACACAACUAAAGUGAUGCCAUGUCAUCUUAUGGUUGAAGGAUUCCAUUAAAUUCCAUCAGUUCUGUACAUUUUCUUCUUCUGACUAUAAUGGCCAAGUAUUGAAGUGAUAACACUUGAUAACAAUUUCCCCUCCAUCAUCUCUUCAUGUGAGACAUAUUUACAAUUGUUGACAUCUUUUUCAAUAAAAUAUGCACAACCAA